Molecule: messenger RNA, 1086 nt
Organism: Nycticebus coucang (slow loris)
Lineage: Eukaryota; Metazoa; Chordata; Mammalia; Primates; Lorisidae
Gene: LASP1
Product: LIM and SH3 protein 1
Exons: 8
Coding region: 97-999 (300 amino acids)
Cellular component (GO): focal adhesion
Molecular function (GO): actin filament binding
Source: RefSeq, a predicted model, not a curated record
AACAAGAGGCCCGGAUCCCGGAAACGCGGCGAAAACCUCGCGGCAGAGGCGCAGAGAGGGAAGAACUAGCCCGGGCCCGGCGGCGCUGAGUCCAGUAUGGAAGGGUUCCACCCUUCAUAUGUGGGAAAAGGUGUUGCCGCAGUCGCCUCUCGCCAGCUCGCCCGGGGAAAGAGAACGCGCGCGAGCUCGGGCGUCCCCGCCCCAGCCUUUCCCGGAGCCAUGAACCCCAACUGCGCCCGGUGCGGCAAGAUCGUGUACCCCACGGAGAAGGUGAACUGUCUGGAUAAGUUUUGGCAUAAAGCAUGCUUCCAUUGCGAGACCUGCAAGAUGACACUGAACAUGAAGAACUACAAGGGUUAUGAGAAGAAGCCCUACUGCAAUGCACACUACCCUAAGCAGUCCUUCACUAUGGUGGCUGACACCCCGGAAAACCUUCGCCUCAAGCAACAGAGUGAGCUCCAGAGUCAGGUACGCUACAAGGAGGAGUUUGAGAAGAACAAGGGGAAAGGCUUCAGUGUGGUGGCAGACACACCUGAGCUGCAGAGAAUCAAGAAGACCCAGGACCAGAUCAGUAACAUAAAAUACCAUGAGGAAUUUGAGAAGAGCCGCAUGGGCCCCAGCGGGGGCGAGGGCUUGGAGCCCGAGCGUCGAGACUCCCAGGACAGCAGCAGCUACCGGCGGCCCCCGGAGCAGCAGCAGCCCCACCACAUCCCGACCAGUGCCCCAGUUUACCAGCAGCAGCAGCCGGUGGGCCAGUCCUAUGGUGGCUACAAGGAGCCGGCAGCCCCCGUCUCCAUACAACGCAGUGCCCCUGGCGGCGGCGGGAAGCGGUACCGUGCUGUGUACGACUACAGUGCUGCUGAUGAGGACGAGGUCUCCUUCCAGGAUGGGGACACCAUCGUCAACGUGCAGCAGAUUGAUGAUGGCUGGAUGUAUGGGACGGUGGAGCGCACAGGCGACACGGGGAUGCUGCCUGCCAACUACGUGGAGGCCAUCUGAGCUCCGGGCGCCCCACCUCUCCUCCUGGGCGUGACCAGUCCACCCUUCAGUGUCUGUUUUUUAAAAUCCAUGACAGCUUGUGAUUCC